Carassius gibelio (silver crucian carp) is the source of this 633-nucleotide messenger RNA. RefSeq names its product roundabout homolog 1-like. The record is from RefSeq and is a predicted model, not a curated record. The coding region runs from base 1 to 633 and encodes 210 amino acids. NCBI's taxonomy places the organism in Eukaryota, Metazoa, Chordata, Actinopteri, Cypriniformes, Cyprinidae. The transcript has 5 exons.
AUGGCUAACAUCACUAAAGCAGACCAAGGAGUCUACAUCUGUAUCACCCACAAUCCUCUACUGAACAUAAGCAAAGAAAGUAAAGCAGCAACUCUGACAGUGCAUGGUUCCAAUGUAGACGUAAAGAUUAUUGAAGGUCCCCAAAAUCAUACUGUACCUGUUGAAAUGGAAGCUGCACUGCACUGCUUUGUUGAAGGUUUCCCCAUUCCCACAGUGCGGUGGUUUAAGGAUGGACAUCCAUUACCCAACUCUUCUAGAUGGGAUCUGCAGAAGGACGGACAGCUGCUGAUUUUUCAGAGAGUAUUGUCAGGGGAUGAGGGCCUGUAUUUCUGUGAAGCUCACAAUGAGAGGCAGAAAGUGAUAUCCGAGCAAGCCUACCUCCUGCCUGCUGUUAUGGAUUGGAUCUUUGUUCUUGAACCUGCCAACCUAACAGUGAGGAAGGGUGAAUCUGCAACUCUUCCCUGUAGGCCUCCUCGCAGUAGACCCCAAGCACAAGUGUCCUGGUUUAAGAACAACAGACUACUCAAGACAGGACCAUAUUAUGUUUUUGAUCCUACUGGAGACCUGGUCUUCCACAGAACCUCCAUCCGUGACUAUCUGGCCGAUGAUGGUGACGUCUCCUGUUGGAGCUGA